GCAUUGUUUGAUUACCAAAAAAAAAAAAUAAAAACUCAUUUUAUACGAAUAAAAUAUUGAACGACAUAAUCAUUAUCGAACGAACACUUGUCUCGACCUUGACCUUAUUCACCGCCAUUGACAACGCUAUCAACAACAUGGCUGUAUGAUAGGAAGAAGCCGAUUAACUCAAUGAUUCCCUGAAACAUGGCGUGUACAUAGAUGCAUAUAAAAUGACGGAGAGUCUUUUAUCAUGAUUAACAAAGGUUCACGAAGUGAAGGCGGCCAGAAACCGCACUUACGACUGCUAGAUCUGACUUUUGACAAUGGGGUCACUACAUCGCAGAACGGAACCAGACCUCAUGGGGGUCUAAGGGGUGGCAAGAAACAUCCAUUGAGUCCCUAUUCCUACAACAAGUCUUCAGAAUAUCAUGUUCAGCUGAGAGAGGACAUCAACAAACUCUUUCGUGAAGAAUUUUUUGAUGGACGAGGUUCUCCGGCAUGGGCUUAUGAUAUCAGUAAAGAGAUGACCCAUAGUGGAGAAUCUCCAUUCCAUAUCCAUGGUCUGCUCAGCACAAGUAAGGUGGAAAGUGAAGCAAACUCAGUUCACAACAUCAGACGCUCAGUUACGCCUGCAUCUACCAGGAAUACUCCAAGAAAAAGGCAUAAUGGCUCUUCCUACUACCACCCUCCAACUCCACACCAAUAUCUUACAGCCACUGACACGUCACAGCUAUCAGACAAAGAACUGAAGUAUGGAAGACCCACUAGGACCACCCUACUCCGAGCCAGGCAGAGGUGUGCUUCAGCUCCCGUAAACUCCUACAAUGUAAAGAGAGAACAAGUCAAAACUGUAGACCUCGAUGAAGUGGAACCUUAUACAUUUCGCUAUGCAGAUCACUGUCUAUCUUGUCGAGAGUCAGAAAACCCACCAUCUUCAGGCCAGAUGAAUAAGGAAGUAUUUGUUGCUCGUUCAGAAGGAGAGUCGCCCCAUGCUUUCCUGACCGGCGCAAGAUACAACAGGGCACAUUUACUUGAUGCCAAAAGUCUAUCAGUGUAUGGGGUAUACAUGCCCAGGACAAACCCUCAAGGAAUUUUCAUGACGGGUCAUGCAACACAGAGAUCUAGGGACAAAGGCCACACCAUACCAGCAGUACCGCCAGAUUCACCUCGAUCUGAUGUUGACGAGGCUUCAAAGCCAAUGCUGAAGCGCCCUUCUACAGCGCCUGGUAAAAGGUUACUAUCUUCCGGUUCCACCUUGCACCCUGGGGGACGCCCCCGCAGUGCGUGGGGGGACAACUCCACAACAUGCCACUUGGUGCACGGUGACACUGAAAGUGAGAAUGAGAAACCUAAGAAAAAGGUGGUGCUGGUGACCUUCAAAGGGAGUAAAAAUUUAAGAAGCAAUCCGGAAUCAGUUCUUCCCUCCGUCACCGGUCGUACUGCUCCUAAAAUGUACUAUCGCAGACCACGAGAAAUGACAGAUGAUCUUGCUUCUGUGCAUAGUCAGCCUCCUCCUACACCUGUUGGUGCAUUUUCGGCUCGGGAUGGUAGUGAAAGGGUUCUGACUGAGACCGACCAAGAAAAUUUGGAAUCGGUCCAGAAUGCAGAUGAACCUCCUUCUCAAUCUGAUGUUGAGGAAAGAUUGGAGAAAAUUGUAGAAAAAAAUGAUGAUGAUGUUGAUGACGAUAAUAAGAUACAUAACCACGAUACUCUUCCUGACAAUUCUGGACAGAGAGAUAUUAAUACCGUAUUACAGGGGACGAACAUAGAAAACGACGAAGAGCCAAAGACCAAGGAUAUCAACAAAGUGGAUUUACAUGGACAAGAUUCAAACAAAGUAGAGAGUGUUAAUAGUGAACAGAAAACGACAGAAGAAAUCUUCAUUACAAACCAUGAGAAACAUGCUGUGAAUGGUGAUGUUGGCUCUGUGGAGGGGACAGAUAAAGAAAUCGAUCAUUCUGACCUCAAAGUAGAACCCACAGCAGAAGAGGAAAUUCCUACUCAAAUCCAUGUGACUAUCACGGAAAAACUGCAUGAGUCUGAAUAAAAAGGACUUGUUCAAUUAAUGUAAGGCCUAUUGCUACGUAUAUACGUCGGCUCAGGUUUUUGUCAGAGCACAAAGAAAAAAAAUGUCAGAUCUGAUUCCAUAUAUAUUCAAAGAAGAAACAACAUCUACUGUCGUGAUUCAUUCGGACUUGAAUCUGACAUUUUUAUACUGAGUGACAAUGAGCUUCUGUUAUUGGAAACCUCUAAUAUUAAUUUGCAGCAUUGUUUGAUAAACAUUGUCGAAUCAUUCUAACUGAAAUGACGUAACUCAAGUUUCUAACCCUUAAAAAUGUUCGUCAAUGUUUCAUAUCCGGGACUCAAUCUGUCACUUGUUGUCCAUGUUGAGUUAGUCAGCGUUUUAAACCUUUGAUUACACAUUAAAACAAACACACACACAAUUUAAACUUAUACGAGCUCCCGUUUGAUCUCAUUCCUUCUUUACAAGUGGGACUAGUGGCGGAUUGAAGAUUUUAUGAAGCCCGGAGUAUCUUAAAUUUCGUAACAAAAAGUAAUAUUUGAAUUAUAACAAUUUAAUGAAUAUGGAAAAUUCAUGGAAUACACUAUGUACUAUGAGAUUGACAUUUAAGUCAAAUGGAGCCCGUACUAUGAGAUUGAUAUUUAAGUCAAAUGGAGCCCCCCCCCCCCCCCCCCUUCCGCCUAUGGACUCGUAUGGAAAUUGUGAUCAGAUGUAAAUUAAUCACGGGAUUGGACGGGGGUGGAUUAGGAAUUCCGCCCAACAAAGAUUAUUCCGACAAAGAAGGCCAAUAGUUAUUGUAUAUGAUUAUAAUUAUCCUAAUUAGUAAAAAAAAUAUAAUAUUAACUUUCGACCGGUCUUCCACUGUCCAAAAAAGAAGACGGCACUUAAUAUCUAACAAAUUUGUGGUGACUACAUAGGACUAUUGGAUUGUGUCAUGUUUUUCUUGCUAGUCUAUCGUUAGGCAUUCAUCAUGUAAGUCAUUUAUCCAAAUACCGAAUACUUUCUUUGUUAGACAAUCAUCUGAUCAUGCUUCAUACACGUGUACAUAGUUUACGUGUACUCUGCAUAAUAAAACGAGAUUAUA
Ostrea edulis (European flat oyster) is the source of this 3089-nucleotide messenger RNA. RefSeq lists its product as uncharacterized. The transcript has 10 exons. Bases 233 to 2029 code for a protein of 598 amino acids. Lineage: Eukaryota; Metazoa; Mollusca; Bivalvia; Ostreida; Ostreidae. The record is from RefSeq and is a predicted model, not a curated record.